Panicum hallii is the source of this 2476-nucleotide messenger RNA. RefSeq lists its product as uncharacterized. The coding region runs from base 541 to 1917 and encodes 458 amino acids. The record is from RefSeq and is a predicted model, not a curated record. The transcript is spliced from 5 exons. Gene Ontology annotation, molecular function: glycosyltransferase activity. Lineage: Eukaryota; Viridiplantae; Streptophyta; Magnoliopsida; Poales; Poaceae.
AGUUUCAUAUGUUGCUUCUGAUGUUGGCAAGGGGGAUUUGACUAUGAAUAGAAUCCUCCAUGUAGUCCUUCACUAACAAAGGGUUGGACUACCUAACUGGAACAGUACUCUCUUAGUGUAACACCUGACGACCACUGAUGGUGACCUUUUUAUCAUAUUCUGGUUCUUGUGUCCAUCACUCUGCGGCAACAAAUUCUGAACAGGUAAGAAGGCUGCAGAUCAUUUCUACUUCGUUUGAGUGAGCAUUCUGCUACCUUUUGCUUUCUACUGUAACGAACAUGGACACUUUCAACAGCAAUGCACAAUAACCACAUUCCUACCAAACCAAAAGGACCUGUGCUGCUUGUUUUGCUGGUGGCUCCUCGAGAAUCUGUUCAACAAACACUACUUGUUUUAAUCCAGAUGUUUGAACUAACAUAGGAACAGUAGAAGGUUCUUUAGGUCAGAUAGAGAAGAAUAUAAGCAUAGUGACAACAAAGAGAAUCUCCUUACUAUUUUGUGCCUCAGUUUGUAGUCUGUAGCUGAAGAUUUAGGCACAAGAUGGCCUGUGAGAAGAAGAGUGUAAGCAAUUUCACCGUCAAGGUUGGAUUGGUACUGCUUGCGGGAUGCAUUCUUGCGCCGAUCUCACUUGCGACAAUGUUCCGGCAUUAUGCGGUUCCUCUGCAAACAUUGAGCUUAUUGUUUUCAGUAGGUUCUGCUUCUUCAGUAAUGUGGGGAGGGGAAAGGAUUGGGUCUCAUCGUUCAGGCAGAAACGAAAGGCCCGUGCUGUGCGACUUUUCGAGCUCGAGGUCAGACGUGUGCGAGCUGAAAGGCGACGUCCGCGUCCUCCCCAACGCCACCAUCGUGCUCCACCAUCCCUUGGCGAGCCGUCAAUCAUGGAGGAUGAAGCCGCACGCCAGGAAGAACGACCGCCACUCGCUCGCCCGCGUCACUGAGGUGACGGUCACGUCGUCGCACGCCACCAACCGCGCUGCUCCCCGGUGCACGGCCAACCACACCGCCCCGGCCGUCGUCUUUUCCGUCGGCGGCUACGCGGGGAACAUGUUCCACGACCUGACCGACGUCCUCGUCCCGUUGUUCAUCACCACGCGCCGGUUCGGCGGCGACGUGCACCUCCUCGUCAGCGACGCCCAGCCGUGGUGGCUCGACAAGUUCCGGCCGCUGCUCCGCGGGCUCUCCCGCCACGAUGUCGUUGACAUGGACAGAGGAGGCAGGGGCGUGCUCUGCUACCCCCACGUGGUCGUCGGCCUGGAGUUCCACAAGGAAAUGAGCGUCGACGCCGCGAGGACCGCCGGCGAGUACUCCAUGGCCGACUUCGCCCUCCUCGCCCGGCGAUCCUACGGCCUCACUCGGGACACGGCCAUCCGCCUCCACGGCCGCAGCGACGGCGACCGCUCCUCCGGCCGCCCCCGGCUGCUCCUCAUCUCCCGGAGGUCGACCAGGGCGUUCACCAACGUCGGCGCCAUCGCGCGGGCCGCCACCGCCCUGGGGUACGAGGUGGUGGUGGGCGAGCCUGCGCGGCACGCGGAGCUGCCGUCGUUCGCGCGGGUGGUGAACUCGUGCGACGUGCUGGUGGGCGUGCACGGCGCCGGGUUGGCGAACCUGGUGUUCCUCCCGGCGGGCGCCGUGGUGGUGCAGGUGGUGCCGCUGGGCGGGCUGGACACUAUGGCCGCCGAGGACUUCGGCGCGCCCGCGCGCGACGCGGGGCUCCGGUACGUGCACUACCGCAUCGCCGUGGCGGAGAGCACGCUGGCGAGGCGGUACCCGCGCGACCACCGCGUGCUGAGGGACCCCGCGGCGGUGAGGCGGGAGGGGUGGAUGGCGCUGCGGGCAGCGUACCUCGUCGGCCAGAACGUGACCCUCGACGUCCGCCGGUUCGGGGACGCCCUGCGACGCGCAAUGGAGCUUCUCCGCUAGACGGACGUCGUAGGCAGAACAGACCGCACGCUGCGCCGGCACGAGGCCAAGAACGAAGACACCGUCGAGAUCUUCAACGGCACCAUGACCGGCAGCGGCCGAUGCGAAGAUCAGGUCGUGGGGUUUAUGGUUUGUUCGACCUGCAAUCCCGCAUUGAGAAGUUUCAGGAGUUGUUCUCUGUCGUUCUGUUUCGUUUCGGCUACUCUUCGGUGAAUGGUUGACACUGAUGGAACGAUGGUAUAGUAGUAUGUUGUCUCAGAGAAGAAUGUAAAGCAGUACAGAAGCAUGCCAUCGGAUGAAACGAAUGCUGAAGUUUCGCAAUCCACUUCGCUAACAGAAGUCAAAGUGUGCGCAUAAGGGAGUUCAGACUCUGUCAUCAUCUUUUGCACCAUCUUCAAGACAGGAAUGCAUCCUUGGAGCCUUCGUCAUGGUUUAGACAUGUUUGCCAGCUCCAAUGGCUUCCGGGUCAAUCCCUAAGAAAUGAAACACUGCUUCGAUUUCUAUCGAUAUGAAAACCUUGUAAACUGUUGGCAUAUUACUGAGUGUCAUGAUAUUAUGC